Molecule: messenger RNA, 2538 nt
Organism: Colletotrichum karsti
Lineage: Eukaryota; Fungi; Ascomycota; Sordariomycetes; Glomerellales; Glomerellaceae
Product: glutaminase a
Exons: 3
Coding region: 1-2538 (845 amino acids)
Source: RefSeq, a predicted model, not a curated record
AUGCAACUACUAUCGCUGCUGGCCGUCGCCGUGACGGUCAGCGCAUCCACUCUGACCCCUCCAGUGCUUCCAUUGAUUGUCCGCAACCCGUAUCUGAGCACUUGGUUGGGCGAUGCCCGCGAUGCGCCUUGGGAACACUGGCCCAUGUUCUGGACCGGAAGCAGUGUAAGCCUUUGCGCCACGGUUCUCGUCCCGCCGUCCAUUGCUGAUAUGACGCCGCAUUAUAGGUUGGCUUCUCGGUCAUGGCCUCUGUCCCAGACUCCAAUACCGUUUACCCCCUUCUCGGGCGACCCCAAGACUCCUUGUCAUCAUCUUCCAACUUUCCCAACCUAUCUCGGCGCUGCCUUUGACGCCUCCACCACGAAUCUGUCCUACGCCAUUCCUCCACCCAAGGGGUCUUCCGCGCCGGUCAAGGUCGUACUUUCUUUUCUGUCUCCCAUCACGCCGACGUCCACCUUCCGCCAGUCAAUACCUGCCGCGUACAUGACUGUCUACGCUGAAGGCUCGUUCGAUAUCAAUAUCUAUACCGACUUGAACGGCGAGUGGGUCAGCGGCAACAGAGACAACAAGAUUGUCUGGGACCUGAGCAAGCCGAAGGCUUCGGAAAAGCAAAGCGCAGUUCUCAAGACCUGGCAGGUCUCUCGCCAAACCGAACAGCUUCUGACUGAAUUUGCCGAUCACGCAGAAUGGGGCACGUUACACUUCACUGGUCCUGCUGAUGUCUACCACCAAGCUGGAACAUCGGGGAUCUUGAGACAUCACUUUGCGACCAAGGGAACUUUGAAGAACGAAGUGGACACCUCGUACCGAAAAAUCAUGGACGAGGAGCCAGUCUUCGCCUUUGCCAAAUCAUUCCACCUCAGUAACAAGACCGGAGCUGGUUUCUCAUCGGCGGACAGCGUGUUGUUCACUUUCGCCCUCGUCCAAGACCCUGUUGUCCAGUUUGCCGCCGCUAGAGGCCUGACGCAGAUGAGGCCUCUGUGGUCAUUCUACUUUGCAACCUCGCCUGAGCUCAUCCAGUACCACUAUGACGAUUUUGCGGCAGCCAGCUUGCUAGCCAGGAACUACUCGAGCCAGCUCGCCAUUGACGCCUUCGCUUCCGGCUCCCAGGAUUACCAGGAUAUUGCCGCACUCUCUGCUCGUCAGGUUCUCGGAGCAACCCAGUUUUCCGGAACCCCUGAUGACCCCAUCCUCUUCCUCAAGGAAAUCUCAUCCAACGGAAACUUCCAGACAGUCGAUGUCAUCUUCCCCGCGUUCCCAUUCUUCCUGUACACGAACCCUCGUUGGCUUGCGUACCUGCUGGAGCCUCUUUUGGAGCACCAACUAAGCGGCCAAUAUCCCAAUGACUACAGCAUGCACGACUUGGGUGCUCACUUCCCCAACGCCACCGGACAUCCUGAUGGCAAGGACGAGUACAUGCCCGUGGAGGAGUGUGGAAACAUGCUCAUCAUGGGAUUGGCACUAGUCAAUGCCUUCAAGUACGACACUCAGCCGGCAUUCUUACAGUCUGUGGAUGGGUAUGCUAGGUCGCUCGAGCCCGUUGAACCGAAGACGACAAACAACCCCCGACCCUUUGGCUUGUCUCCUGAUGCCUACGGUAUGGACCAAUCGUCUGCCGUUAGUGUCAUGAGAGGAUCCAAGGAGGCCGAGAAAUGGGUAGCUAGGUCGUAUGAGCUCUGGACCAAGUGGACGGGAUACCUCGUGCGCGAAUCUCUCAUCCCAGCAAACCAGCUCUGCACCGAUGACUUUGCGGGGUGGCUAGCCAACCAGACUAAUCUGGCCUUGAAGGGUAUCAUUGGCAUCAAGGCCAUGGCUGAGAUCGCCGAUGUACUGGGUAAGGCGGAUGAUUCCAAGUACUACGCAGAUGUUGCCAGCGAGUACAUCGACAAGUGGCAAGGCUUUGGCAUUUCGAGAGACGGCUCCCAUGCCAAGCUGGCAUACACCUGGUACGGCUCGUGGACGACCAUCUACAACCUGUACGCAGACUCGCUUCUCUGCUUCCACCUUCCGGAGAAGGCGAACUCGUAUGGCGGGCGGGUUUCAGGCUGGCUGCAGAAGAUGCUGGGCUUGGAUACGAAGACGACGUUCAUUCCUGACAAGGUCUACAGCAUGCAAAGCAACUGGUACCACGCCGUUCUGCAGCACUACGGUCUACCGCUCGACAGCCGACACCUUUACACAAAGAGCGACUGGCAAUUCUUCGCCGCGGCUGUCACGAGCAAGAAAACUCGGACGGAGGUACUCCAGAGCAUCGCAACUUGGGUCAACGAGACCACGACUGAUCGACCUCUGACAGAUCUCUACGAAACCGAAGGCACUGGUGGAUGGCCCGGCCCGCACUUCAUGGCCAGACCUGUUGUUGGUGGCCAUUUUGCCUUCCUUGCUCUAGAGAGGGCCUGCGGAGGAAAGGCUCUAGAUGGCCUCAGUUUCUUGGACGAGCCAGGGUCAUUUAUAGACGUAGACGUCCGCAGGGCUCUGGAGGUUGAGGCUUUUGAGGGCACGGAGGGUGGGCAGCUGGUGGUGACGGAGGACCUGUAA